Molecule: messenger RNA, 699 nt
Organism: Colletotrichum spaethianum
Lineage: Eukaryota; Fungi; Ascomycota; Sordariomycetes; Glomerellales; Glomerellaceae
Product: protein OS-9
Exons: 2
Coding region: 1-699 (232 amino acids)
Biological process (GO): retrograde protein transport, ER to cytosol; endoplasmic reticulum unfolded protein response
Cellular component (GO): endoplasmic reticulum lumen
Source: RefSeq, a predicted model, not a curated record
AUGCGCCGUCUCAACCUAGUCUUGCUGGCGACAGCCCAGCUGUGCGGGGCCCGUCAUCCCGGCUUCAGCAUCCACGAUGACCUCGUAGCCUAUCCUCAGGCACUCUUGGACCGCACGAACCCGCACUCGACGUACUCGGCGGAGUUCUCGACAGCUUCCGACAUCUCGCAGAAGGUGCGGGAGGCCGGCGACGCCGACGACGGCGCCGGCACGGAAGUCUUUGAGAAAUACGAAAUCAUGAACAUGAACCCGUCGAAAUAUCUCUGCUCAAUACCCAUCUUGGAGCCGCAGACGCCCGAGAACCACACGGCGACGGAGCUCGCGAAGCAGGAGGAGGCGCGGGAGCUGGCCAAGGCAUCGGCCCAUGGCUGGGAGCUGCUGAAUGAGCUCGACGGCAAUUGCCUGUACUUCAUGUCCGGAUGGUGGAGCUACAGCUUCUGCUACAACCGCGAUGUCGUCCAGUUCCACGCGCUCCCGACGGUUCCCAACGGGCAGCCGCCGGUCCGCGACCCCCACACGACCCAGUACGUGCUUGGCAGAGUGCAGAAGUCUCCCAGCCAGCACCAACAGACACAGAACGAGGAACAGCAACAACAGCAGACAAAGUCCGGGGACCCGCCGGCGAACACGGAUCUGCAAAUCAAGGGCGACCAGCGUUAUCUCGUCCAGAGGAUGGAGGGGGCACCAUUUGCGAUCUGA